CGUCAAAAGUAAAAAAACAACUAAAAUAUUCAAUUUCUAAACAAGCUCUAAGUAAUAGUUCAGUUUGGUUUACUCCUAAACUGAACCAAUCCAAAUUAUGCUCAUCCCUAGCGUCUCUCAUGAAGUGUGUAUGCAGAAACAAUCGCCAGUAAUUUGGACAGAAGAACCAAAUUGAAACUAAAUUAAAUCAAAGUAAAAUUUGAGUCAAACUAUAGCAGUAAAAAGUGUAAUUUACCCAAGUUAAUAAUAUAUAUUGAUACACUUUUGUUUGUGUUUGUUUCAGUAUUAUGUUAUAGUUUACAUUUCCAAUUGAGAGCUGGCUAUUCUCUCAGUCAAUGUUGUCUAGUUUGCCUUUUUACUGUGAUAUGGUAUUUUGCCUGCCGUUUGGUGAUAAUGAUGUCAAAUUUGCAAACAUAUGACAUUCUUCCCCAUUUUUUGUUGUCGGGUGUUCCUACUUCAGCUCUUCACUUUUAGUUACUAGCAUUUGUGUUUCUUCAAUGAAUUCUAUGCCCAAUUGCCAUCCAUAGUCAUCGAUGAGUAUAAAUUGCUUUAAUUAACAUGACAAGAUUUGCACUUCCACUUGCAUGAUAAAGCUUAUAUGGCACCUUUGGUUCUGCCAAAUUUGCCUCAUGAAUUGAUCCAUCUUAAAUCAAUUAAUUCCAUUUUGUUUUUUCAAUUUGUAAAUGAGAUAGUUCAAAUUUGUGUAGCUGUUCAACGGAAUAACAUUGAAUCUUUCAAAUCUAUUUUAAAAUUAUUAUGUAUUCUAAUAGAAAUAACUGAAUUUAAAUACUCAUAAAGAGAGUAGGGCUUUGUCAACUUGUGCUGUUACAUGUUUUCAGCCAAACAAAUCUAAUUAUCUAACUUCUGUAGAUAUUCAAAUUAUAUUCUGGGGCCAAAUUCACAUUAUUGGGAUGACCAAACAGGCCCUUGCGGAUUUAUCUAAUUUUCUUAAAGCCGUUUGGGUUUUGUCCUAUAUUUUACUUGGGGAGAUGACAUCAAAUAAAAUCCAUUGGAGAACUGGAUUUAUGUAGCUGAUCCCAAGUAAUUAGGACAGGCUUGAGUUGUGUUAUGGCUUAACUCACCACCGUGCUGCAAUUUUUUAAAACAGUUGGAAUCAAUCAAGCCAAUAAAAAAGUAAAAACGCCCGUGUUUGGAGAUCAAUUACCCAUGAAGGCAAACCACUCUUUCGAUUACAAUCAAUGUGCACUCUUUCUUAAGUUAAGCAUGCAUCCAAAUUGUUUGAUCAUAUACCAAUAUUAUGCUGUGGUAGAGUAGCAUGAUAAUCUUGUUUCUACUCCCCUUCCUCUUUACGUAUACAUGUUUUCUGCACGUCUCCAAAAUGAUUUACUUGUUUUUUUCUUUGAUUCUUUUUUUUGUAACCCAUCUUUUCACCAGAUGGGAGAACUCAAGAAACUGGUUGAAGAGGGUAAAAUAAAGUACAUUGGUCUAUCUGAGGCCUCUCCUUCAACAAUCAGAAGAGCUCAUGCAGUUCAUCCAAUUACAGCAAUACAAUUGGAAUGGUCUUUAUGGACAAGAGAUGUGGAGGAAGAAAUAGUUCCUACUUGCAGAGAACUUGGCAUUGGGAUCGUUGCAUACAGUCCUUUAGGGAGAGGAUUUUUAUCAUCAGGUCCCAAGCUUGUUGAGAAUUUUGCAAAUAAAGACUUCCGACAGCAUCUACCAAGGUUCCAGCCGGAGAAUAUGGAGCAUAACAAAAAGAUGUUUGAGCAAGUUAAUGAAAUAGCAGAGAAGAAGGGGUGCACCCCAGGGCAGCUAGCAUUGGCAUGGGUUCAUCACCAAGGGAGUGACGUGUGUCCUAUUCCCGGCACCACCAAGAUUGCAAACUUGGAUCAGAACAUUGGAGCUUUGUCAGUAAAACUGACACCAGAAGAAAUGGCUGAACUUGAAUCCAUUGCAUCAGCUGAUGCAGUUAAGGGAGAUAGGUAUGGGGAGGGCCUGACUACUUGGAAGAAUUCAGACACCCCACCCUUGUCCUCAUGGACAUCUUAAGAAAUACAUCUUUCACUUGUGUUGGUUGUUCCUUUGGAGUUGUAAAAGAACUUGGUUUUGUGAUCCUCUGUUUUUGGAGUGUGUGUAAUCUGUAUUUGGUUUUUAUGUGAGACCAUGUUCAGGGUGAUGUGAGCAGGGAAGGGAACUUCAUUUUGUCCAUCACCAUUGGAGAUAUAAAUAAAAGGAGUUAAAAUUUCUGUGGUUAA
This is a messenger RNA of Camellia sinensis, 2213 nucleotides long. The record is from RefSeq and is a predicted model, not a curated record. NCBI's taxonomy places the organism in Eukaryota, Viridiplantae, Streptophyta, Magnoliopsida, Ericales, Theaceae.